Molecule: messenger RNA, 321 nt
Organism: Prunus armeniaca (apricot)
Lineage: Eukaryota; Viridiplantae; Streptophyta; Magnoliopsida; Rosales; Rosaceae
Source: the annotation of a GenBank genome assembly
AUGGGACUUUUUCAAUUACUAAUACAGAAAUUUCAAUGCUUCAAGCAGAUCACAGCAGAUCACAAACCAACUAGGGACACUUUUGAGGAGCAAUUCACUGAGCUAUUCAAGACAAAUGGGAAUCGUGACUGGGGCGCUAUUCUUGAUUGUGUAAUCCCAGUUGUAACUGAGGAGAUGAAUAUGGAGCUGAUGAAACCGGUCUCGACUGAGGAGGUAAAUGAGGCGGCUUUCCAGAUGGGGGGCACUAAGGCCCCGGGGCUUGAUGGUUUCAAUAGAGUCUUCUACCACAAUUAUUGGGAGAUAAUUCGACAUGAAAUUUAG